AACCCGCAAAGCAUUCUGGGUACUGUCAUGGCGGCUCGCGCCUGAUGUUUUCAAAACGUUUGUUUCCAGUUUGAAGUUUUGUGGUUUUCGAAGCAUUUUAAUAGUUUUCUAGUGUUUUUUGGGGUUCAACCUGCCAAUAAAAAUGGCCUCAACUGCGGCAGGCAAGCAGCGGAUCCCGAAGGUGGCGAAGGUGAAGAACAAAGCUCCAGCAGAGGUUCAGAUCACAGCUGAGCAGCUGCUGAGGGAAGCCAAAGAGAGAGAGCUCGAACUUCUGCCACCGCCACCCAAACAGAAGAUCACUGAUGAAGAGGAGCUGAACGAUUACAAACUGAGGAAGAGGAAGGGGUUUGAGGACAACAUCAGAAAGAACCGAACGGUCAUCAGUAACUGGAUCAAAUACGCACAAUGGGAGGAAAGCCUGAAGGAGGUCCAGAGGGCUCGCUCCAUCUACGAGCGAGCGCUGGACGUGGAUCACCGAAACAUCACGCUGUGGCUGAAAUACGCCGAGAUGGAGAUGAAGAGCCGGCAGGUGAACCACGCCCGAAACAUCUGGGACCGAGCCAUCACCAUCCUCCCCCGCGUCAACCAGUUCUGGUACAAGUACACGUACAUGGAGGAGAUGCUGGGGAACGUGGCGGGCUGCAGGCAGGCGUUCGAGCGCUGGAUGGAGUGGGAGCCCGACGAGCAGGCCUGGCACUCCUUCAUCAACUUCGAGCUGCGCUACAAGGAAGUGGACAAAGGCCGCAGUAUUUACGAGAGAUUCGUCCUCGUUCACCCCGAGGUGAAGAACUGGAUAAAGUACGCUCGUUUUGAGGAGAAGCACGGCUACAUCGCUCACAGCAGGAAGGUGUACGAGCGGUCGGUGGACUUCUUCGGGGAGGACUACGUGAACGAACACCUGUUUGUGGCCUUCGCAAAGUUCGAGGAGGCGCAGAAAGAGUUUGAGCGCGUGCGGGUGAUUUAUAAAUAUGCCCUGGACAGAAUCCCUAAGCAGCAGGCGCAGGAACUUUUCAAAUUCUACACCAUGUUCGAGAAGAAGUUCGGAGACCGGAGAGGCAUCGAGGAUGUCAUCGUCAGCAAACGCAGGUUCCAGUACGAGGAGGAAGUCAAGGCGAAUCCUCACAACUACGACGCCUGGUUCGAUUACCUGCGUUUGGUGGAGAACGACGCGGACCCCGACACGGUGAGGGAAGUCUACGAGAGAUCCAUCGCUAACAUCCCCCCCAUCCAGGAGAAGAGGCACUGGAAACGCUACAUCUACCUGUGGAUCAACUACGCGCUGUACGAGGAGCUGGAGGUCAAGGAUCCAGAGAGAACGAGGCAGGUGUACCAGGCCAGCCUGGACCUCAUCCCACAUAAAAAGUUCACGUUCGCUAAGAUCUGGCUGCUCUACGCUCAGUUUGAGAUCCGACAGAAGAACCUGCAGGGAGCCAGAAAGGUCAUGGGCACAGCGAUUGGUAAAUGCCCGAAGAACAAGCUCCUGAAGGGCUACAUCGAGCUGGAGCUGCAGCUCAGAGAGUUCGACCGCUGCAGGAAGCUGUACGAGAAAUACCUGGAGUUCACUCCGGAGAACUGCACCACGUGGAUCAAGUUCUCCGAGCUGGAGACCAUCCUGGGAGACGUGGAGCGAGCCCGGGCCAUCUUCGAGCUCGCCAUCGGACAGCCGCGGCUCGACAUGCCCGAGGUGCUGUGGAAGUCCUACAUUGACUUUGAGAUUGAGCAGGAGGAGUUUGGGAACACGAGGAAUCUUUACAAGAGGCUUCUGCAGCGCACUCAGCACGUCAAGGUUUGGAUCAGCUUCGCUAAGUUCGAGCUGUCCAUCGACGGGUCGGAGCGUCUGCAGAAGAGCCGGCAGAUCUUCGAGGAGGCCAACAAGGGCAUGAGGAGCUGCGAGGAGAAGGAGGAGCGCCUCAUGCUGCUGGAGUCCUGGAGCGAAUUCGAGAAGGAGUUCGGCUCCGACACCUCCAUGGAGAGAGUCCAGAAGCUGCUGCCGGAGAAGGUGAAGAAGAGGAGGAAGCUGACGGCCGAGGACGGGUCGGACGCAGGUUGGGAGGAGUACUACGACUACAUCUUCCCCGAAGACGCCGCCAACCAGCCCAACCUCAAACUGCUCGCCAUGGCCAAGAUGUGGAAGAGGAAGCAGGUGGUGGAGGAAGAGGACGAGGACGAGGACGCAGAGAAAUCCCCAGAAGAAAUGGAAGUCAAAAGCCCGGAAAAAUCUCCCAAAGAAAUGGAAGAAAAGAGCCCGGAACGAUCCCCCAAAGAUGCUCCGUCCUCCUCGUCUUCGUCGUCUGAUGAAGCUGCAGAUCCUCCAGAGAAACAGCCGGAAAACAACGACUCGGACAGAAAGACUGAAACCGAACCGAAGAAGAACGAAGAUGAUCGAGAUGAAAGCAGCAGCAGCAGCAGCAGCGAGAGCAGCAGCAGCAGCGAUGAUGAAGAAGAUGGAAAGAAGAAAAAGAGCAAGGAUGAAGAUAAGAAGUAGAUUUUGGAGAAAAGUUUCCCCCAUUUUUUUUUUUUUUACUGAAACAAAAAAACCAGCUCAUGAGCAAUCUUUAUUGUACGUCCAUGUUUUUCUGCAUUAUACAAACGUCAAUUCAAA
Messenger RNA from Gymnodraco acuticeps, 2602 nucleotides. RefSeq names its product crooked neck pre-mRNA splicing factor 1 (gene crnkl1). The transcript is spliced from 14 exons. The record is from RefSeq and is a predicted model, not a curated record. Lineage: Eukaryota; Metazoa; Chordata; Actinopteri; Perciformes; Bathydraconidae. The coding region runs from base 143 to 2485 and encodes 780 amino acids. Gene Ontology annotation, molecular function: protein binding. Gene Ontology annotation, cellular component: U2-type catalytic step 2 spliceosome; post-mRNA release spliceosomal complex; precatalytic spliceosome. Gene Ontology annotation, biological process: spliceosomal complex assembly; mRNA splicing, via spliceosome.